CUGCCACCCCCGCCCCCAUCCCCUUCCCAAGAGAUUCAUGAAAUCGCCUCCCCCUUCUUCUGCCGAGAUCCCAAGCGUUGAAACCCCCAAAACCCAGGAACAGGUCGUUAUCCCCAUCGACGAUGGCGAGCUCGCUGAGGAGCCUGUUGUUGAGAACCCAAUCCCGAUCGAUGAGGUUCUUCGAGGAUCGCCCCACGUCGUGGACAGCCCUAAGGUUGCUGCCCAAGCUCCCCCUCCUGCUGCCGCUGACGUCAGUGCUGGGUCCCCACCUGAGAAUGGCAACGAUUCAAGUGAGAUGGUCAACGAGUCCCCUGAGUUCAAGCCAGCAGUAGACAAUGCCCUGGUAGAAGAUCCUCCGGCAACUGCGGGUGCUGCGGGAAACUCUCCGGCGAAGCCGGCAACUGUUGAUGGCCAUGAAGGCCCGAAAACGGAAAUUAGCAUGCUUGACAAGCCUGCAAAGAGAUUUACCAGAUCUUCGCUGAUCGGUCCGGAGACUGAGCAGGAAGGAGUUGCAAUGGAGAACCGCGUUGAAACCAAGGAUUCAUCUUGCUUAUCCGAGAAGCCUACCAGCAGGAGAUUCACCAGGUCGCUGCUCAAGGGGACAGCUGAAGAUACUUCUGCAGGAGAGGUCUCUGCCACCACCACUAGCGGAUCGGAUGGAACCAGAGGCAGUGGGGUCAAUGCUGAUGACGGGUCCUCCGACAUGACCCCCACUAAGAAGAUGGAACUGAAGAUGUCAAAGAAGAUCGCUCUCAACAAACUGCCGACCAACGUCAGGGAUUUGCUUGGAACUGGCUUGCUGGAAGGAUUGCCCGUCAAGUAUGUGGUCUAUGUCGGCAAGCCAUAUGGGCUUGAAGGCGUGAUAAAAGGCAAUGGUAUUUUGUGUUCGUGCUCUUUUUGCAAAGGAGCAAAGGUGGUUUCAGCUUACAAUUUUGAGGUGCAUGCUGGAAGUACAAAGAAACAUCCUUCUGAUUAUAUAUUCUUGGAGAAUGGAAAGAGCCUUCGAGAUGUUUUGAGAGCAUGCACAAGUGCUCCUCUAGAUAUGUUGGAAUCCGCAAUCCAGAAUGUAGUUGGGGUAAUGCCUCCAAGCAAACCCUCUAUCUGUCAGAAAUGUGAAGAAAUAUUUCACACUCCACGCACUGGUAAGUUUGCACUGUUUUGCGACUCCUGUCUUGAACCGACAAAGCAAAUGACUCCCAGACCAUUCCAAGGGUCUCCCAUCCCUGCCAAGUUGCCCAGCAAGGUUUCGGCAGGGGAUGGCUCCAAUGGCUCAUAUAAGAAGAUAUCUUCACAGAAGAAGAGUAUCAUACAAACCAAAGUUUUAGCAGGGGAUGCUUCUGAUGGCUCAACAAAGAACACUUCAUCGCAUAAGAAAGUCGUUGGAAAAUUAACCAGAAAGGAUCUGGGGCUACACAAGUUGGUCUUUAUGGAUGAUAUUUUGCCCGAGGGAACUGAAGUAGGAUACUAUGUUCGUGGAAUGAGAUUACUUAAAGGCUAUAUAAAAGAUUCUGGAAUAUGCUGUGAUUGCUGCAAUAGCGUGGUCAGUCCUUCACAGUUUGAAGCUCAUGCUGGUCGGGCUCAACGACGUAAACCGUACAAUAAUAUUUAUACUUCCAAUGGAGUGUCACUUCAUGAGCUAUCUGUUUCCCUGUCAAAAGGCCGGAAACUGUCAGCUACUGAAAAUGAUGAUCUAUGCAGCAUCUGUGCAGAUGGUGGAGAUCUUCUUCUUUGUGAUCUCUGUCCCAGGGCCUUCCAUAAAGAAUGUGUGGGGUUAUCAAGCAUCCCUAAAGGUGACUGGUACUGUCGAUAUUGUCAAGAUAUGCAUCAAAGAGAGAAGUGCUUAUCAACAAAUGAUAAUGCUAUUGCCGCUGGGAGGGUUGCUGGAGUCGAUCCCAUAGAGCAGAUAAUUACGCGAUGCAUCCGGAUUGUCACCACAUCAACUGAUAUAGGCGGUUGUGCCUUGUGCAGAAGCCAUGAUUUUAGCAGGUCGGGGUUUGAUAAUCGCACUGUUAUGCUCUGUGACCAAUGCGAGAAGGAGUAUCAUGUCGGGUGUUUGAAGGACCAUAAUAUGUGUGACUUGAAGGAAUUGCCUGAAGGGGAAUGGUUUUGUAGCACAAAUUGUAGUAGGAUUCAUGCUGAUUUGCAAGAGUUACUACGCGAGUCAAAGCCGCUUGAAGACAUACAUGUUGAUAUCAUAAUGAAAAAAUGCGAAGAAAAAGGUAUAAAAAAGGAUGCCAAGGAUGAUGUCAGAUGGAGGCUUCUUAGUGGCAAAACAUCUCCUGCUGACUCUAAACUGCUGCUUUCUGAAGCAGUCACUAUUUUCCAUGAAUCGUUUGACCCAAUUGUUGAUGCUGUAACUGGUCGGGAUCUUAUCCCCUCCAUGGUUUAUGGAAGGGAAGUCAGAGAUCAAGACUUUGGAGGAAUGUAUUGCGUCGUAUUGACCUUGAACUCGUCUGUUGUAUCAGCUGGGAUUUUGCGUGUGUUGGGAUGUGAAGUUGCUGAACUUCCAUUGGUUGCCACAAGUAAGGACAGCCAAGGACUGGGUUAUUUCCAAUCUCUUUUUGCAUGCAUCGAAAAAUUGUUGGAAUCUUUGAAGAUUAAGCAUUUUGUGCUUCCUUCAGCUGAUGAAGCUAAAUCUAUCUGGACUAAGAAAUUUGGUUUCAGUAAAAUAACUCAAGAGCAGCUCGUUGAGUAUGCGAAGGGUGCCCGCCCAAUGAUCUUCCAAGGUACAUCUUGGCUUUACAAGCCUGUCCCCUGUACACAGGACUCCUUUUCUGGAAACCCGACCUAGCUGAUUGACAAAGUGUUUCGGUCCUCUUUUAGUUGUAAGGUUGGAAGAGCCGCUCUUUGUUGAUCGCUUUCCAUUUUAGAUGUAUAUAUAAGGUUCAGCUGCAAUGUACAGAAAUGAAAGUUACACCGUGAAAGCAGUUUUUGGGCUACUUUUUCUCGAAAGAAAGGAGGAUGAGUUUUGCAUUCCUUUUCCCCCUUUAAUACGAGGUAGUGAAUGUGUCAGGCUCGGAUGAGAUUAGGACUUUAUAUCGAGCUUUUUUGAAAAUCAAAAUUUUGAGCAAAGUUAUUCUGCGAUCAUUCCAGUCUUUUCCCUUUUUA
Molecule: messenger RNA, 3108 nt
Organism: Asparagus officinalis (garden asparagus)
Lineage: Eukaryota; Viridiplantae; Streptophyta; Magnoliopsida; Asparagales; Asparagaceae
Exons: 18
Coding region: 38-2791 (917 amino acids)
Molecular function (GO): acyltransferase activity, transferring groups other than amino-acyl groups
Source: RefSeq, a predicted model, not a curated record